AUACAAACCCAGUGCUGCAAAAAUCCGAAACUGACUUGUAUGUAAAAGUAAAUACUACAACAUUGUAUGUGAGAGUGGAAGUGGGAAGAAAAUCCAUAGCAGAUCCACCCCACGUUAUUAUUUUAUCUUUCUAGUUUCCAAGACAUUAUUUUGUGUACAUUCAUCUUUGAAUCUGGGAUGCUCCAAACUCCUAGAACUGUAACUUUUUUCAACUUUGAUCUUCCUUAAUAUCCAUAUCCACACUCCGAAAGGUUUAAAAUUAAAAAACCCUCUUCAGAAAACAUAGGACGAACAAUAAGAACAAAGGAACUUCCAAGGGGGGAAAAAGCUAGUCAUAUUUUACUAUUUUUUUUUUCCUUCCUGCUUUUUCUUUUGUGUUGUGGAUGUCUGACUGAUAUAAGCUCAUUUUGUUUGACUGCAUUACAACUUGUGGGGUGAGACCAAAUCAUUGCACUCUCACUUUUGUCUGGAAAAGUUAGGGUCUUUUGAAUUAACAUUUGCACCUUCCUUUGGUUAAAACUCAAAACCCCCUUUCAGCUUUUCUAGAUUGGCGGGGGAAACUAUUAUUAGGGUUUGAUUCUGAUGUAUUAUGGUGUUUGAAUUGCAAGAGAAAUGAGGGAAAAUGUGGUUGUGGCAAGUGAGGGAAUGUGAGGAGGAGGUGGAAAAAGAAGAAGAAGGAGAAAAGAAGGGGUUGAGUAAAUGAGUAUUUUGAAACAUGGGGUGUGUGUUUGGGAAAGAAGCAUCAAAGAGGAAAGAGGAAGUAGAUGUUCCAAGAGCAGAAGAGGUUGUGGUUCAGAAUGGUGGGAAUGUGAAGGAGGGUCGAGAGGAGGAGAAGAGCAAGAGGCCGAAAGGGGAGAGAAGGCGAUCUUCGAAGCCGAAUCCGAGGUUAAGCAAUCCACCUAACCAUGUACAUGGCGAGCAAGUGGCUGCAGGGUGGCCCUCUUGGCUCUCCAAGGUUGCUGGGGAAGCUAUAAAUGGAUUGGUCCCUAGAAGAGCUGACACUUUUGAGAAGCUUAAUAAGAUUGGACAAGGUACAUAUAGCAAUGUUUACAAAGCAAAGGAUACUAUGACAGGGAAAAUUGUAGCUCUAAAGAAGGUUCGCUUUGACAAUUUAGAGCCCGAGAGUGUGAAAUUCAUGGCCAGAGAGAUUCUCAUUCUACGCCAUCUGGAUCAUCCCAAUGUUAUCAAACUAGAAGGUUUAGUGACUUCAAGGAUGUCGUGCAGUUUGUACCUUGUGUUUGAAUACAUGGAUCAUGAUUUGGCUGGACUUGCUACAAGCCCCACAAUUAAGUUCACAGAGUCUCAGGUUAAAUGUUACAUGCAUCAGCUACUUUCUGGACUGGAACACUGUCACAACCGUCAUGUGCUGCAUCGUGAUAUAAAGGGGUCAAACCUUCUUAUUGACAGUGAAGGAGUUCUUAGGAUUGCUGAUUUUGGAUUAGCUUCUUUCUUUGAUCCCAAUCAGAAGCACCCCAUGACCAGCAGGGUGGUUACUUUGUGGUAUAGACCUCCAGAACUUCUCCUUGGAGCCACUGAUUAUGGUGUAGGAGUAGACCUAUGGAGUGCUGGCUGCAUUCUUGCUGAAUUGUUGGCUGGCAAACCUAUUAUGCCUGGUCGAACUGAGGUGGAGCAGCUACAUAAGAUAUUUAAGCUCUGUGGUUCUCCAUCUGAUGAAUAUUGGAAAAAGUCAAAGUUGCCACAUGCUACCAUUUUUAAGCCCCGACAUUCAUACAAGCGGUGCAUAGCAGAGACAUUUAAGAAUUUCCCAGCGUCAUCCUUGCCACUAAUUGAGACCCUUCUUGCAAUCGAUCCAGCAGAACGUCAAACUGCCACAGCUGCAUUGAAUAGUGAAUUCUUUACAACAAAACCUUAUGCCUGUGAACCCUCUAGCCUUCCGAAAUAUCCUCCCAGCAAGGAGAUGGAUACAAAGCUACGGGAUGAAGAAGCUAGAAGAUUGAGAGUUGCUGGCAAAGCUAAUGCUGCUGGCGUCAAGAAAUCACGUCCACGUGAUCGAGGUGGCCGGAGAAUUCCCGUUGCAGAUGCCAAUGCCGAGUUGCAAGCAAAUAUCGAUAAAUGGCGAUUGGUAACACAUGCAAAUGCUAAGAGUAAGAGUGAGAAGUUUCCUCCUCCUCAUGAAGAUGGAGCUCUAGGCUAUCCUUUGGGUUCUUCACAUCACAUGGAUCCGAUUUUCGAUCCUCCUGACAUUCCAUUUAGUUCCACAAACUUGUCAUAUCCUAAAGCAGACAUCCAAACCUGGUCUGGCCCAUUGGUGGAAACUUGUGUGGAUGCACCAAGGAGAAAGAAGAACAUGGCUGGGGAUAGGCACAUACAAUCAAAGGUGUCAAAGAAGGACUCUUAUAGAUAGAAUGUGUCAAGAAUAUUAAAAAAAAAUUAAAAGAAUUGCAAUAUAACACCAAUUAUUUUUCACAAGCAUUGGUGAAGCUGCUAAAAUGCUGCUGAUUCAUUGUCUUACUUCUAGUUGGUAAAGCCAUUGGCACCAGUGGUAGAAGAUAUUGUAUCUUUCCCAAUGAUCAAAGGUUUAUUCUCUAUCUUGUGUAACAAUCAACAUAAUUUUCCUCCUUUGUAUUUUUAAUCAUGUGAAUUAUGCAAAAUUUUAUACAGACUUUUCCUUUAGACUUUCUGAUUUUCUUUUUAAGUUUUGCUAUAUCAUUAUUCAACUUCUAGUUGGUUAUGUUUA
Molecule: messenger RNA, 2698 nt
Organism: Cajanus cajan (pigeon pea)
Lineage: Eukaryota; Viridiplantae; Streptophyta; Magnoliopsida; Fabales; Fabaceae
Product: putative serine/threonine-protein kinase At1g54610
Biological process (GO): protein phosphorylation; positive regulation of transcription elongation by RNA polymerase II
Cellular component (GO): nucleus; cyclin-dependent protein kinase holoenzyme complex
Molecular function (GO): ATP binding; RNA polymerase II CTD heptapeptide repeat kinase activity
Source: RefSeq, a predicted model, not a curated record